Molecule: messenger RNA, 573 nt
Organism: Trichophyton verrucosum HKI 0517
Lineage: Eukaryota; Fungi; Ascomycota; Eurotiomycetes; Onygenales; Arthrodermataceae
Exons: 3
Coding region: 1-573 (190 amino acids)
Biological process (GO): proton motive force-driven ATP synthesis
Source: RefSeq, a predicted model, not a curated record
AUGAAUAAGCAUUUGCUUACUCAUCAAACACCUACUUUCAACCUCACAAGAAAAGAAGAACGAAAGGCGAAAGGACGAAGAGAUAUCAAAACCACGAACAAACUCAGCUCCCGAAGCAGCCAGCCUGUCGACAGCCAGUCAAGCCCAUACCUCCGUCGUGAUGAUGUCUCAGUCCUUCAGAUCCUCGGUAGGGAGAGCCCCCAAUUCCCGCGGCCUCGUCUGCUAUCCCGAAACUGGCCACCAAUGCUAACCGGUCAACCACCAGGUCUCUUUUCUGAGCCGAGCAGUCCGCCAACAGAGCCCGAUUCCGACCCCGUCCAGGACCUGUAUAUCCGUGAACUCGCUGCCUACAAGCCCACUCCCCGCAAGGCCAACGACGCCGAUGGCCAUGUCCAGAAGUUUUCACCUCCCGCCGCUCCCCAAUCCCCCGAGGAGGCUAACAUCACCGCUGAGCUGAAGGCCUACGAGUCCCAGGCUGUCGAGGUUGAGGGCCAGGGUCAGGAAGCCGGCCAGCCCACCCCGGUUGAGGAGGACUGGCUUGAGAUGGAUGAGGAGAAACCUGCUGCUCACUAA